AUGGCCGGCAUUUUUCGUCUGCUCCGAAUGCAAUACACUCCCCCGACGGACCCAGUACGGGUAGGGGUAUCCUUUGCCGGUAAAACCGUGGUUCUGACUGGCGCAACGACGGGCCUGGGAUUCGAGGCCGCUAUCAAGUUCUUGAAUCUCGGCGUGGAGUCUUUGAUCAUCGGCAGCCGCAACCUCGAACGGGGUCAGGCAACCAAAGCCGUGCUGGAGGAACGCACCGGCCGACGAGAUGUGGUCCAGGUCUGGGAGCUGGAAAUGAACAGCUUCCAGAGUGUUAAAGACUUCGCGAGUCGGGUCAACAGGGAGGUUAAACAAUUAGACAUUGCAUUGCUCAACGCCGGCCUAUGGAACCGGGAGUAUACCGUGUCGCGCGAGGGUUGGGAAGAAACGCUGCAGGUCAACACACUAUCCACAUCACUGUUGGCGCUUCUACUUCUACCCAAGCUGAGAGACAGCUCGUCCACGUCAAGCCCGGCGCAAUUGACGGUGGUGUCCAGCCAACAGUUUGUCCGCGUUAAGGCAGCCACCCUCCGCACGAACGGGCCACUGUUGGAGCACCUGAAUGGUUCGGAGGAAUUUGUUGGCCCAAGACAAUACGGCGCUUCGAAACUUCUUCUCGAGUACGUGCUGAAAACUGUGGCGAACCGGAUCCGAAAUGAGAACGGAACGCUUCCGGUCAUCAUCAAGACAGUCAGUCCGGGGUUCUGCGUGUCGUCACUGGGGCGGCAAUAUAAACGCUUCUAUGAACGCUGGCUGGUUUGGUUGGGGCACAAGCUAUUUGCUCGCACGACGGAGCAGGGGAGCCGCUCGCUAGUCAGUGCCACUUAUCAGGCGGCCGAAUCGCAUGGAAAAUGCUGGCGAAGCGAUGGAUAUUUGGAGGGACUUUCUCCGGUUUCUUUUGAGCUACAGACUCUCACCCCUCCAUCUGUUACGUCAGCUGUCACGGCCAUGGCUUACAACAAGUCCUACAACCCCGAUGCGCUGCCUGCACAUGCAGAGCCUGAACAGGUGGCUCAGAUGAUCGGUGCCAUGCAAGUUGGCCCCUCGCAGCAGCAGAAACCCCAUCGGCCGUCUCCCAAUCCCUCCUCCAGCGGCGUCCCGCCUCGAGUCCCCGUUUCCGGCGCCCCAAACGCCCAAUUCCAAUCCGCACCGGGGUCGCGCCCUCCAAAUAACAAUAAGCCGCUACCCGCGGGGCCCCAGCAGAAUCACCAUCAAACGCACCCAUUGCAUCCGUCGCCCCCUCCCCAGAACUACGGGUUCGGCCCUCCCCCGUCCCAGCCAGUGCACAAUCGCCCUCAGCCCACGUCGCGUCCCCCUCGAUCGCCCAAUCCACCCCCGUUGGGGGUCCCGGACGAUGAUCCGCAGCAACUUUUCCCCUUGUUUCGCGCCGCCAACUCAUCCCACUCCGGGUCGCUCACCGAGAUGGAGCUGGGCUCCGCUCUGGUCAACGGGGAUUACACUUCGUUUCACCCGCGGACGGUGAAGAUGAUGAUCCGGAUGUUCGACCGCAAUAGCAGCGGGACCAUAUCCUUCGACGAGUUUGUGUCGCUGUGGCGCUACUUGGCUGCUUGGCGCGAGCUUUUUGACCGAUUCGAUGUCGACCGCAGCGGUCGCAUUAGCUUGCAGGAAUUCGAAAAUGCACUGGCUGCCUUCGGAUACCGCCUGAGCCAGCCGUUUGUCACGGUGUUGUUCACAACCUUCGAGGCGAAGGGCCGGCAGAUGAACGGGCCUCCCAAGGGUCCGCCUUCGACGGGGAUGAGUUUCGACUUGUUCGUGCAAGCGUGUAUUAGUCUGAGGCGCAUGACGGAUGCAUUUAAACGAUAUGAUGACGAUCGUGAUGGCUAUAUCACAGUGAGCUUUGAGGAGUUCUUGACGGAAAUUCUACAGUUACAGGAUUAG
Messenger RNA from Aspergillus affinis, 1908 nucleotides. Its product is annotated as programmed cell death protein 6. The record is from RefSeq and is a predicted model, not a curated record. The coding region runs from base 1 to 1908 and encodes 635 amino acids. The transcript has 5 exons. NCBI's taxonomy places the organism in Eukaryota, Fungi, Ascomycota, Eurotiomycetes, Eurotiales, Aspergillaceae. Gene Ontology annotation, molecular function: calcium ion binding.